GGCUGGGCGCACGUCGAGGGCUGCGGCCACCGCGCAGGGCACGGCCGUGGGCCCGGGAUCUCAGCGACUGGACAGAGGUCCAGCUGUCGGGAGGGCGGAGAGCCGCAGGGCCUGCAAAGAUGCUGGCUGUCCCAGAGGUGGGCCUGCAGGGACUGUACAUCGGCUCCAGCCCAGAGCGCUCCCCAGUACCCAGCCCUCCCGGCUCCCCGAGGACCCAGGAAAGCUGUGGCAUUGCCCCCCUCACACCUUCGCAAUCUCCAAAGCCUGAGGCCCGAACCCCCCAGCAGGCUCCUUUCUCCGUGGUGGUAGCCAUCGACUUUGGUACCACAUCCAGUGGCUAUGCCUUCAGCUUUGCCAGCGACCCUGAGGCCAUCCACAUGAUGAGGAAAUGGGAGGGCGGGGACCCAGGUGUAGCCCACCAGAAGACCCCUACCUGCUUGCUGCUGACGCCGGAGGGUGCCUUUCACAGCUUUGGCUACACGGCCCGGGAUUACUACCACGAUCUGGACCCUGAGGAGGCACGCGACUGGCUCUACUUCGAGAAGUUCAAGAUGAAGAUUCACAGCGCCACUGAUCUCACCUUGAAGACCCAGCUAGAGGCUGUAAAUGGAAAGAAAAUGCCUGCCCUGGAGAUAUUCGCCCAUGCCCUGCACUUCUUCAAGGAGCACGCCCUUCAGGAGCUGAGAGAGCAGUGCCCAUCGCUGCCGGGGAAGGACGCUGUGCGCUGGGUGCUGACGGUGCCUGCCAUCUGGAAACAGCCGGCCAAGCAGUUCAUGCGGGAGGCUGCCUACCUGGCUGGCCUGGUGUCAAGAGAAGAUGCAGAGCAACUACUCAUCGCCCUGGAGCCCGAGGCUGCCUCUGUCUACUGCCGAAAGCUGCGCCUGCACCAGCUCCUGGACUUGAGCACCCGGGCCCCGGGUCACGGGCGCCUGGGUGAGCGUCGCUCCAUCGACUCCAGCUUCCGCCAGGCGCGAGAACAGCUGCGAAGGUCCCGCCACAGCCGUACAUUCCUGGUGGAGUCAGGUGUCGGAGAGCUGUGGGCAGAGAUGCAAGCAGGAGACCGCUACAUGGUGGCAGACUGUGGGGGAGGCACAGUGGACCUGACAGUGCACCAGCUGGAGCAGCCCCAUGGCACCCUCAAGGAACUCUACAAGGCAUCUGGUGGCCCCUAUGGUGCUGUGGGGGUGGACCUGGCCUUCGAGCAGCUGCUGGGCCGCAUCUUCGGGGAGGAUUUCAUUGCCACUUUCAAGAGGCAACGGCCAGCAGCCUGGGUGGAUCUGACUAUCGCCUUCGAGGCCCGCAAACGCACGGCAGCCCCACACCGCGUGGGGGGGCUCAACAUCUCUCUGCCCUUCUCCUUCAUCGACUUCUACCGCAAGCAGCGAGGCCACAACGUGGAGACGGCCCUGCGCAGGAGCAGCGUGAAUUAUGUGAAGUGGUCCUCCCAGGGGAUGCUCAGGAUGACUAGUGAGGCCAUGAACGAGCUCUUUCAGCCCACCGUCAACGGAUCAUUCAGCACAUAGGUGAGUCCCUGAGCUUGGGUCCUCCAUUCACCCCCACAUACACA
Molecule: messenger RNA, 1567 nt
Organism: Talpa occidentalis (Iberian mole)
Lineage: Eukaryota; Metazoa; Chordata; Mammalia; Eulipotyphla; Talpidae
Product: heat shock 70 kDa protein 12B-like
Exons: 12
Coding region: 120-1523 (467 amino acids)
Source: RefSeq, a predicted model, not a curated record